Messenger RNA from Photinus pyralis (common eastern firefly), 2588 nucleotides. Its product is annotated as solute carrier family 35 member E2A-like. Bases 406 to 1455 code for a protein of 349 amino acids. The record is from RefSeq and is a predicted model, not a curated record. The transcript has 6 exons. Gene Ontology annotation, cellular component: Golgi apparatus. NCBI's taxonomy places the organism in Eukaryota, Metazoa, Arthropoda, Insecta, Coleoptera, Lampyridae. Gene Ontology annotation, molecular function: antiporter activity.
GCUAUCCAGUAGUAUAUAAUCAAAGGUUAAAAACAUGUUUUUGAGUGUGACCGCCAUUUUGAAUUUUCUGGUUAGCAACAUAGGUCAUAUUUGAUAUGUCAUUAGAAAGAAUACAAUUUUACUCUUUAUUACUAAGACUAUUGACUAACUGGAAACUAAAACAGCCCUUGAAUAGAUUGAUUUAUUCGGUACAGUUUCAACAUUGGAAAUCCUCACUGGUGUUCAUGUCAUUCAUAAUCCGGCCCUGUCUUGUUUUUGUAGUUGUCACUGUGCAAUGUUUGUUUACGUAUUUUAUACAUUUGAGGUUAUCUUUGAACAAGAUCAGGAAAUUCGUGGCACAAAAGUAUGAGAUUGUGCGGUAUCCUGCAUUUAAAUUUUAAAUCUAAGUGUCGCAAAUAGAAUAGAAUGUUAAACAAUUCUUAUACGCAAGUUUCUUCAAAUACCCAAAAUGAAGUCCCUCCAACGAAGAAAGAUAAUGAGCAGGUACCAACAAGCAGCAAAACUGGGCUUCGAAACAUUCGUGCAAUCGUUUUCUUACUGUUGUGGUACAUCUUUAGCGGGUGUACGCUUUUUUUAAACAAAUAUAUUUUAACUUAUCUAAAUGGGAAUCCAACAAUGUUAGGUGCUUGUCAAAUGUUAAUGACCGCAACCUGUGGAUUUAUACAAAUGUACUUUCCAUGCGGAAUGUACAAACCGACGCAGAGGUUUCAUCGUCCCCCUGGAUUUUAUCGACACAUGGUUUUAGUCGGGUGCACUAGGUUUCUGACGGUAGUAUUAGGAUUAAUCGCUUUAAAUUAUGUAGCAGUUAGCUUUACCGAAACUAUUAAGAGUUCGGCACCCCUGUUUACAGUUAUAAUAUCGAGAUGCUUAUUAGGCGAGCAGACCGGUUGGUUUGUUAAUUUAAGUCUGUUGCCGGUCAUGUCAGGUUUAGCCCUUUGUUCGGCGAACGAAAUUAGCUUCGAAAUACGAGGGUUUAUAGCGGCGAUGGCGACUAACCUUACCGAAUGUUUACAGAACGUUUACUCGAAGAUGUUAAUUUCGGGAGAUAAAUUCAAGUAUACGCCUGCCGAAUUGCAAUUUUAUACAAGUAUUGCAAGUAUUAUCGUACAAAUUCCCACGUCUUUGAUGUUGGUCGACCUGCAGCAUGUGGAAAAACCAGAAAUUAAAUUAAUUUUCUUCUUUGUACUUAACGGAAUAUUCUUUCACUUUCAAAGUAUUACUGCAUAUGUUCUGAUGGACUACAUUAGUCCGGUGGCGCAUAGUGUUGCCAAUACCACAAAAAGAGCAUUUUUAAUUUGGCUAUCUGUUUUGAUGUUUGGCAAUUCUGUAACGUUGUUGAGUGGUAUCGGUACUGCAGUCGUAAUAAUUGGGGUCUUACUGUAUAUUAAAGCGCAGGAGUAUGAUGAUAAAAUGCAUACCGCUAAUUUAAUGUUACGGAAGGUGAGAGCAAUAUAGUGAAAAGCUAGCAGUUGAAGGAACAUUGUGAUCGUCGGUCAUUUUGGAAUUAAUAUAAAAAUGUGAUAUAAAUAGGUGUUCAUUUUAGUCUUCUUCGAAUUUUAAGUGAGUCAUUCCAAAUGUUUCCCAGUUCUUUGAAUCUACGUAUUAGUCAGUAUUUUUUUUAUCAGAGAAUUCUAGCAUAGGUCAAUUUUAACAUGUGAUUUAUUGUGUGUGAUCAUAAAGGGUAUUCUAUAAAUGUUUGUGUUACCUAUUUUGUUAGUGUAACUAGCUUAUUAUACUCUUCUAAUGUAAAUAAACAUUCCAUUUAUUUUAUUAUAUUUAAGAAAUUGUUUUUAUAUGGCAUUUCAAACGUGCUUUGAUUAUUAUUAUGCCAUUUAGUAAAAGGACCAAAAGAGGUUAGGGAAUGAUGGUAUGUCCAGGUAAAUCACUUUGACAGUGUCAUUUAGCAAUAGGGACAUUAAUUUUGACGGAAAAACUUACCAGAAGCAACUCUUUAUCCUUUUUGCUUAAUGAGCUGUACAGUUAUUAUUUCAAUCUAGUCUUUAAACAAUCUCAAUAUAUGAAAUAAUCUAAAUAUUUGUCAUACAGAUUUAUUUUUUUAAUGUUAAUGCAUAUUUUUCUGAAGUUCUGUUUGAAUACAUAAAUUAAAAAAAUUAAAAUGUUUCAACAAUAGAGAAAAUUUAUGUAAAAUUGUUAGUGUCAUGUCUGUUCGAAUUCUUUCACUUCAACGUGAAAAGAUAAACAAUUUUAAUUUGAAAUGGUUGUAAAACCACACUAUAGAGAGAUUAAAGUACGUCAUAAAAGUCAAUCAGUGGCAGAUAUUUAGGGAUUAAAAUAUCUUCACAUACACAAGAAUUAUUUUCCUUUACUGUUUCUACUGUUUUUGGGUUCGGAAGUGCGGGUCAGAGUUCUUCUGAGUGCUCCGCUACCAUAGUGUUUAUUGUCACAAUGGUAAUGUGCACUUGAAGUCCUAAGUGGCAUUUCAGAUCACAAAACAUGAAGCAGCGGUUGUCACUAAAGUACCAAGUGCAAGUCUGUGUGUCACUGCUUUUAAACAUUUGUGUACUAGUCGAAUUUAAACAAUUCUGUAUAUUUUCUGUUCCUAUUGAAUAAAUAAAUAUUUGUUGGCA